AUGUGUCGUUUAUGUAUGGAUAUGGAAGCGAGGGGGACACUGCACUGGUCACACGACAUCGCAAGCCGGGUGCCAACUGCUGGCCCCACGAACAACGGGCUGAAUGCGCAUGCAAGUGGGACUCCUGUAAAGGCGUUGCUGACACCUGAUCUGGCCCACCUCAUUGUCGUCACUGCCAGCAGCAGCAAACGGGAUGAGAAGCAAGGCCGGAAGCAGGGAAGUCAGGAGCAGGGCGAAGCUGGCUGUGAGCUGGGGCUGUUUGACAUGGCCAUGAUGAGAGACAGCCCCUGGGAGGUGCUGGCUGUGGCAACACACGGGGCGGCGAUAACAGGGCUCAUGGAGUCCGUGUCAGCAACUGCUGCUGCCAUGCACUGCCAAUGGGAGGCCGCCAGCUGUCAGUGGCGGGAGAAGGUGCAGGGGCUGCAGCGACUGUUGGAGGAGAAUGAGCUGCUGUACAUGCUCGCUACAGGAGCUGCCAGCACGGAUCUGAACAGCUUUUUCUCAGAUACUCUUGCAGGCGAAGCGGGAGUGAAGCGGCUUGCACGGACGAUAGAGACGGCAGGGAACGCGCUGCAUGGUCUGCUCACGCUGCACCUCAUGCCUGCUCUGGAAGAGACCAUCUUCCGCCUCUCUUCACUGCACUCCCUCGCCACUACAGCUACUGCUGCCACCGCUGGUGCUACAGCUUUAGCUACUGCUAGAGGUGCCACUGCUGGUUGUCCAGGGACAAUCAGCCCGUUUGAGGCCCUGGGACUUACACACUGCAUGGGCGAUGCUGGCAGUAGUGCCAGUGGUGGCAGUGGAGCAAGUGGUGGUGCUGAAGGUGCUGCUACUGGUGGUGGUGGAGCUGGUAGGGGUGUUGAUAGUGGUGCUAGUGGCAGUGCAGGUGGGUUACUACAGAGGGCGAUAGAGGAGGUGAAGGUGGCGAUGGUAUGGAGCGAGCGCGUGGUGCGGCUGCUGGCGGUGGUGCUGCCGCAGUUUGCCGCCUUCUUUGUGUGGCUGCUGCGCUGCAUCCGGGCGGCGAACGAGGAUGAGGACGAGGAUGUCAGGCCGGGCGGCAAUGCUGCGAGCAGCCAGGCACUGCUGGUCAACACGUGA
Messenger RNA from Closterium sp. Yama58-4, 1098 nucleotides. The record is from the annotation of a GenBank genome assembly. NCBI's taxonomy places the organism in Eukaryota, Viridiplantae, Streptophyta, Zygnematophyceae, Desmidiales, Closteriaceae.